Panthera uncia (snow leopard) is the source of this 4257-nucleotide messenger RNA. RefSeq names its product family with sequence similarity 120C (gene FAM120C). The record is from RefSeq and is a predicted model, not a curated record. The transcript is spliced from 17 exons. The coding region runs from base 73 to 3348 and encodes 1091 amino acids. Lineage: Eukaryota; Metazoa; Chordata; Mammalia; Carnivora; Felidae. Gene Ontology annotation, cellular component: nucleus.
CCCCUGCUUCGCGCCCAGAUCGCCACCUAACCUGCUCGCGCAGCCGCUGUCUCGUCUGCCCACCGACGAAGCAUGGGCGUCCAGGGCUUCCAAGAGUUCCUGGAGAAGCGCUGUCCCGGGGCCGUGGUGCCCGUGGACCUCCUCAAACUCGCGCGCACCGUGUCGCGCCAGCAGCAACAGCACCAGCAUCGCCAGCUGCCGCCUCCGGCAGCGCUAGCUCCCGGGGCUCCACGCACCGCCAGGGGCUCUGCGCCUCUGCAACCGCCACUCCCGCCCGCUGCCUUGGGUGCCUACUCCGGGGGCGCGGGGCCGACUCGGCACCAUCACCCCGCUCACCACUUCCACCACCACGGCCAGGCGCAUCCUGGGCUGCACCCGCCGCCCCCUCCGCUGCCCGGGGCCCGGGUGCUUGUGGACGCGGGCUCGGCGCUUCCGCGGCUUUAUGGUGGCUACCAGACGGAUUGGGUGUGUGGUGGCCAAUGGAACGCCAUGCUGGGCUACUUGUCAGCGCUAUGCCAGGCUUGUGCCUAUCCCGGCGGCGACGGCCUGGAGCUGGUGGUCAUGUUCCCCGGGGGCCUGGGAAAGGACCGGCUGGCCGAGUGGGGCCGUCGGUGCCAGGCCGAGCGGCAGACAGCGCAACUGAUCGUGGGACACGUGGGCAACAAGGGCACCCCUCCUCCACGGGCCUGGUUCCUGCCACCGGCCUGCCUGAGCCACUGCGUGAGGCUAGCACUCAUCCGCUUCCGGGUCAAGGUCUUUCAGAGCCUUGAAGACCACCAUUUGGAAGUGGUGGCUUUUUUCAGGGAAAAUGGCUUCCAUGGCCUUCUUGCCCAUGAUUCCGAGUAUGCCCUCUACAAUAUUCCCUCUUACUACAGUUCCCAUGCUCUGAAGCUGAGCUGGAAUGGGAAGAAUCUCACUACCAAUCAGUUCCUGAUGCAGGAAGUAGCCAAGCAGCUGGGCUUGAAGCGGAUGAAUUUUCCUAUAUUUGCUGCACUGCUAGGUAACCACAUUCUCCCAGAUGAGGACCUGGCUGCUUUUCACUGGAGCCUCUUGGGACCAGAACAUCCCCUUGCAUCACUUAAGGUCCGAGCUCAUCAGCUGGUUCUUCCUCCCUGUGAUGUGGUGAUCAAGGCUGUUUCUGAGUAUGUUAGCUCCAUUAAAGACCCUUCAAAUCUGGAUGUGGUUGGGAAGGAUGUUUUCAAACAGUCUCAGUCUAGGACAGAAGAUAAAAUAGAGAGAUUCAAGAAAGCAGUUGAGUACUAUUCAGUCACAACCAAACUCUCUGCACUGCCAGUGGGUCCCUCCUCCUUUCUAGGUUUUCGGAAUAAUCGGCUUGGAAAUCCUCCCCUUCCACGAAAUCAGAUGGGCACUAUCUCUGCUGGAAAGCCAAUGUUUUCUCACCAUGUGCCCCAGAAAAUGAAAUAUCCACCACCAUUCCCAACGGGGCCCAACUCCUCUCUUCUCUUCUCUUCCCAUGCUUUGGGGGAAUCCCAUCCUUUUUCUGAGGAUCCCAUGCUGCAGGACAGCCCCUUUGCCAACUGGGCUGUCUCUUAUGACUCCUCUGCAUCCCAGUUUCCCAAUUACCUGACUUCCAAAGCUUCACCUCCUUUGGGACCAGACUCUUCUCACUCCUCUUCCUCUGAUGGUGAUGAACCAAAUGGAGCCAGCUCUGAUCGUAUCACGGAAACACUUCAGCAGCAGCCUGGAUGGGAUGAUCCAAAUGGUGACAGAGGGUCCUGGGUACAGCCCAUUGAUGCUGGAGUUUCAGAUGCCAGUCUGGGUGAUGGCGAGCCCCACAUCCCAUCCCUGCUGUCUAUGUCUACAAGGAACCACAUGGACAUCACCAUUCCACCCUUACCUCCAGUAGCUCCAGAAGUCUUGCGGGUUGCUGAACACAGACAUCGAAGGGGUCUUAUGUAUCCAUAUAUCUACCAUGUUCUCACUAAGGGUGAGAUUAAGAUCCCCGUAUGUAUUGAAGAUGAGUGUAACAUGGAGCUGCCUCCAGCUGCUCUCCUGUUCCGGUCAGCUCGUCAGUACAUAUAUGGGGUCCUUUUCAGUCUGGCAGAAACACAACGGAAAAUGGAACGCCUAGCUAUACGGCGGCGGCUACCUGUGGAAGUUCCUUCAGUGAUCCUCAAAGAGUGGUCUGCCUAUAAAGGGAAGUCACCUCAAACCCCCGAGCUGGUGUCUGCACUGACGUUUCGGGAAUGGACUUGCCCAAAUCUCAAGAAGCUCUGGCUCGGCAAAGCAGUGGAGGACAAGAACAGAAGGAUGCGGGCCUUCCUGGCCUGUAUGAAGUCAGAUACCCCCAGUAUGCUCAAUCCAGCUAAUGUCCCAACCCAUCUGCUGCUCAUGUGCUGCGUACUCCGAUACAUGGUUCAGUGGCCUGGUGGCCGAAUCCUGCAUCGCCAUGAGCUAGACACUUUCCUUGCACAGGCAGUAUCUACCCAGCUUUAUGAGCCAGAUCAACUUCAAGAACUCAAGAUUGAGAAACUGGAUGCCCGAGGGAUCCAGCUUGCUGCCCUCUUCAUGAGUGGGGUCGACACAGCUCUGUUUGCCAAUGAUGCCUGUGGCCAGCCAGUCCCGUGGGAGCACUGCUGCCCCUGGAUUUACUUUGAUGGCAAGCUGUUCCAGAGCAAGUUGAUUAAAGCAGGCCGAGAGCGAGUAUCCCUGGUUGAGCUCUGUGAUGGCCAGGCUGAUCUGGCAACCAAAGUGGAAAAGAUGAGACAGAGUAUCCUUGAAGGAGUCAACAUGAACCAUCCACCACCUUCUGCUCUACUUCCGUCACCUACUUUUGUGCCUCCCAUGGUGCCCCCUCUCUACCCUGUUUCACUUUAUUCCCGAGCCAUGGGCUCAAUGCCACCUCCCCCUCAAGGAAGGAGCCGGGGAUUCACAGGUCUCCAUCCAAUCCCUUCCCAAGGAGGAAAACUGGAGAUUGCUGGGAUGGUUGUGGGCCAGUGGGCUGGCAGCAGGUCCUCCAGGGGCCGAGGCUCUUUUGGCAUGCAAGUGGUCUCGGUUGGUGGGCCAGGAAAAGGGCAUGGAAAAGAACAGACUGGUAGAGGAUCCAAAGGACACAAAAAAGGAAAUAAACAAAGCACUUCAGAUGGAGUUUCUAAAUCCCUAGAGCCUCAUCAGGGUCGGUCCCACUCACAGGUAAAUGGAAACAAUGGCACAUUGAUCAAGGAAGAGAAGAGUGAUCAUCAUCUUCCAGCUCCAUCACAGUGUGCCUUAUCCAGAGACAGCAACGUGUGUACUAAUGGUAACCGCUACUUCCCCGUGAAGAAUGGGGAGAAGAGCCGCUUAGGAGAGCAAAAGCUAGGAACUGUGGCACAACAGAAGGAGGAAUAAUGAGCAGAAGAUGACUUCAGCAGGUCAGGAAGAGAGGAAAACCUUUACCUUUCUGAUUGUAGGCCCAAGUUAGAGGAAGACAUAAAUGCUUACCCUAGGUUUAUCCAAGAUUUUGUUGGGACAUCCUAUUGUAUUCAUCUUUUCCCUUUCCCUGUCUUUUUCUGACCUCCAGACUUCGUGGUCUGCUUCUGGGGAAGCUCUGGUAAAAGAUGACUGGCAACAGGACUAGGUCCUAUUCUCAAGUAGAAUAUGUAAUGCCAGUAUUCUCUUUGCCUCCCCUGGGAGUGUAGUAAGGCAGCGUCUGUCAGAAAUCUGGUGUCAUCAUGUAAGGCCCUAUAGAAAAGCUCCAGCUUUGGUUUUCUGUGUCUUCAUCAUGUUACUCUUUACAAAACUUGUGGGAUGGCAGGGACUGCUGUCUGUGGCUUCCUACCUUGCUUUUUUCUCUAUGAAUUCGUGAGACCUUGGUAUAUAAUCAGUAUCUGCCUUCCUCUCGUUCUUUCCCCCCAUUCACCUAACCCAGGAUUUUAUACAACCGCCUCUAACUCUGGCCUGGCAAUCAGAUAGAUUCCAAAUUCCCUGCCAUUUUGGCCCACCUCACCACAAAAGCUCCAUAGUUUAUUAAUGUAAGUUUGAAUGGAUGCUUCUUAGGGGAACCUGCAGGAGUUUCUGGAAGUGUUUCAGAAAGGAAUGAAAAUGUCUCAGGAGUUCUUCUGUGAUGGAAAUUGGUCUGUUGUUCUGUUAAUGCUGAUGGAAAGAAACUUACAGUGCUUAAUAAAAGUCUAUUCUUUUAGUAAAAAAACUGUGAAAUAAUUUUGGGUGUGUGCAGUUUACUUUCUUCCCCCAUCUGGAUCCCUUUCUGCAAGUGGGGAAUAUGCUUGUCUCAAUUCAGAAGUGUUACACGGAGAGUUA